Molecule: messenger RNA, 3502 nt
Organism: Trichomycterus rosablanca
Lineage: Eukaryota; Metazoa; Chordata; Actinopteri; Siluriformes; Trichomycteridae
Gene: sgsm1a
Product: small G protein signaling modulator 1a
Exons: 25
Coding region: 25-3348 (1107 amino acids)
Biological process (GO): activation of GTPase activity
Molecular function (GO): GTPase activator activity
Source: RefSeq, a predicted model, not a curated record
AUCUGCGCUCGAGCCACCGGAACCAUGGCAACGUCUACAGCAGAAGCAGAGACGCGUCAGAGGCUCGUGAGAAAUGUCAAGAAAGAGGUAAAGCAGAUCAUGGAGGAAGCGGUAACACGCAAGUUCGUUCAUGAGGACAGCAGCCAUAUUGUUUCCUUCUGUGCUUCCGUGGAGGCGUGUGUGCUGCACGGACUGAAGCGGAGGGCGGCCGGCUUCCUGCGCAGUAACAAGGUGGCGGCUCUGUUCACCAAAGUGGGGAAAGGUUUCGCCCCGGCCGAGCAGCUCUGCCGCAAAGCUCAGGAACUGGAGCAGCUGCUGGAGAGCAAAAGAAAUCAGAUGGGUUCGUCCAGUGAGAGUUCCACUAAGUUGCCCCGGCGGUUUCCCGGUCUUUCAUCGCAGGCUGCUCGACACCUCUGGAUCCGUACGGCUCUCAUCGAGAAAGUGCUGGACAAGAUCGUCCUGCAUCUGGUGGAGAACUGCAGUAAGUAUUAUGAGAAAGAAGCGGUUCUGAUGGACCUGGUUGACGGCCCGAUACUCGCCUCAUUAUUAGUGGGUCCGUGUGCGCUGGAGUACACCAAGAUGAAGACGGCGGAUCAUUUCUGGACGGAUCCCUCCGCAGACGAGCUGGUGCAGAGACACCGGAUCCACAGCACCCACUACCGACCCGAGCUAACGGCCAAGAGACCCGCACUGUGUAUCCAGAAGAGACACUCCAGCAGCAGUAUAGACGAGCGUCCGUCUCCGUCCAUGUCGGCCAGGGACUACGUGGAGUCUCUGCACCAGAACUCGAGAGCCACGCUACUGUUCGGCAAAAACAACGUGCUCGUUCAGCCGAGGGACGACAUGGAGGCCAUCCCGGGGUACCUCUCUCUGCACCAGACCACCGACACCAUGACGCUCAAGUGGACGCCCAAUCAGCUGAUGAACGGCUCCGUGGGGGACCUGGAGUACGAGAAGAGUGUGUACUGGGACUACGCCAUGACCAUCCGUCUAGAGGAGAUCGUCUACCUGCACUGUCACCAGCAGGUGGACAGCGGUGGCACCGUGGUCCUGGUGAGUCAGGACGGGAUUCAGAUGCCUCCUCUGCGUUUCCCUCAGGGCGGUCACCUCCUACAGUUCCUGACCUGCUUGGAGAACGGCCUGCUCCCUCACGGCCAGCUCGACCCCCCGCUCUGGUCCCAAACAGGCAAGGGCAAAGUCUUCCCCAAGCUGAAGAAGAAAGGAACCCAGGAGUCGGUGGACGAGGAGGACGAGGCCACAGAUUACGUCUUCCGCAUCGUCCUUCCCAACAGCCAGUCUGAGUUCGCUACGACAGAUGUGGUGGAUCAGGGGGGGAACAUCUGGCAACCCGUUCCCAGGAAGACCUCGUGUUCUAGGGCCAGCUUCUCGGACGGAACAUCGCCAGACGGAUGCAGCCACGAGAGGACUCCUCUGAAGCUGCUGUGUGACAACAUGAAGAAUCAGAUCAUCUCCAGAGCUUUCUACGGCUGGCUGGCGUAUUGCCGUCACCUGUCCACGGUGCGCACCCACCUCUCCGCCCUGGUCAACAAGACCAUCGUGAUGCCCGACGUGCCGUGUGACGCGUACGGAGGCCUUACCAGCCAAAUCUGGCAGCGGUUCCAGCAGGAUCGCGGCGAGUUUGACGAGCGGGAGCUGCAGCGGCUGGUGUAUUUCGGCGGCAUCGAGCCGUCUCUGCGUAAGGAGGUCUGGCCCUUCCUGCUGGGGCACUACCGGUUUGGGAUGUCUGAGAGUGAGAAGAAGGAGGUGGACGAUGGGGUGCGAAGCUGCUACGAGAAGACGAUGAGGGAAUGGUCGGGCUGCGAGGCCAUCGUGCGGCGGCGGGAGAAAGAGCAGCACGCCGUCGCCUUGGCAAAGUGUUCGUCUGCGGCCAGCAUGGACAACGCCAACCAGAGGAUGGUCCUCCUCGACUCCUCCGUCAGCACCGAGUCGUCCCAGAGCUGUAACUCAGACCAGCAGCGAGCUCUCCUACAGAGCGACUCCAGCAUCAGCACACAGAUCUUCGAGUCGGUCGACGAGGUCGACCAGAUCGACUCCGAGCCCAAAAGCGACGAGGUCAGACACACCCCGAAAGUCCUCGACGGAUCCGACUCCGCUCAGCCCUCUUCCGUCGCCUCGGGCCAGUCGGACUCUCUCAGCACGGAGGACAGUGGCGUCCAGGACCUGAGUGGCAAAACCUCCACACAAGAUAGCGUCACCGAGGAACAGAAUUUGGAGGCAAAGGACGAGGAAGCAGGUCCAAAAAAUGAUUCAGUAAGGGAUGGAGGAUCCAAGAAAAUACGAACACCAGAACCAAAGAAGGAAAAAGUUCCAGACUUUGCUUCCGAGCCUGAAAGACCGAGUCAGGUUACAGAGAAGAGCCAGGACGAUGUGGGCAAGAAGAAAGCCAUGAUGCCAUGCGUUCCUGUACCUGCUGUGGUACAGGAGAUUGUAGUACCGGUCGUGUUCGAAGCCUUCAGCCUGCGAGAGAUGAGCAAGGAGCCUCCUACCACCGACUCCGACGAUUCUCCCUCAGCCAUCGAGAUGGAGGACAUCCCCAUGGCCCGGAUGGUACCCAUGAAGGCCGUCCAGGAAGGCUCUUCUCUGCCUGGGAAGCCUGGGGAAAGCGAGAAGAACGCGACCACCACGACCGACGCCUCAACAGGAACUACGUAUUCGCAGGAGCUUCUGGACCUGUACACUCUGAACCUGCACCGUAUCGAGAAGGACGUGCAGAGGUGUGACAGGAACUACUGGUACUUCACCCCGGCCAACCUGGAGAAACUGCGCAACAUCAUGUGCAGCUACGUCUGGCAGCACCUAGAGAUCGGAUAUGUUCAGGGUAUGUGUGACCUUCUGGCUCCUCUGCUGGUCAUUCUGGAUGAUGAGGCUCUGGCCUACAGCUGUUUCACCGAGCUGAUGAAGAGGAUGAACCAGAACUUCCCACACGGUGGAGCCAUGGACUCUCACUUCGCCAGCAUGAGGUCCCUCAUCCAGAUCUUGGACUCUGAGCUCUUUGAGUUGAUGCAUCAGAAUGGCGAUUACACGCAUUUCUACUUCUGCUACCGCUGGUUCCUCCUAGACUUCAAACGAGAGCUCGUGUACGACGACGUGUUCUCCGUCUGGGAGACCAUCUGGGCAGCCAAGCACGCCUCCUCCGACCAUUUCGUGCUCUUCAUCGCCCUGGCGCUGGUGGAAAUCUACCGAGACAUCAUCCUGGAGAACAACAUGGACUUCACCGACAUCAUCAAGUUCUUCAACGAAAUGGCCGAGCAUCACAACGUGAAGCAGAUCCUGGCUCAGGCUCGAGACCUGGUACACAAAAUCCAAAUGCUCAUCGAAAACAAGUAACCCAGAGUCCCUCUCCAGCCCUCGACCCUCCAACCAUGUGCCAAAACUUCCCUUCAGACCAGAUCAUGUGCACCAAGUGCCAACGGAUCCUCCUGAAUCUGAUCAGACCGUAGUUCCUCUGGAGGUCGUUUAGCUCCCGAUUCAGGUCGAGACA